UUACUGUCCUCCUUUACUGAAAGACUUGCUGGCUGCCUUGAGCAGAGUUUGCUAAGCCAUGGGAAGGAUUUUGGGACAUCUGUUUGUGGACACUGUAAACUUGCUGACUUGUUGACAAUAAAACUCGUGACAGUCUCGUAACUCAGGUUCAUUUAGCUUAGCUGGAUCGGGAUCACCGUCAGGGGGCAAAGGGACCAGCCGAGCUUGCUCUUAACAUCAUGUCUGACUCAGAGGAUUCUUAUGAAACACCAGAGAGCAGUAAUAACGAAGUCAAUGGAUGUGGAGCAAACUCUGACACUGCUACAAGUCCAGCUCCCUCGGUUCCAAGGUUACUGUCAGUCAAGAAGAAAAAGGUAGUGCUUCACUUUGAUCUCAACAACACCAUCCUUGUGUCCGAUGCUGUUACUAAACAAGGAACAGUUGCUGCUCUUGAGUAUUUUCUGUCCACUGUGACCUGGGGACGGAUGGCAAAAGGAAAGUGGGAGUGGAGGUGUGAGACUCCAUCUCUUCUUCCACCCUGUGAGGGUGCUGCUACUUACUACUCCCACUUUGGUAGAGUAGCAAGCUUCACCACAGUCGGGCCGGGCAAACGUUUCCGAAAGGUCUUUGAGGAGCAUCUGGAACUCCUGCAGUGGCCUUCCCACCUGCAGCCAGACAAGGAGCUGUGUGUGAGAGGAGAAGAUGGUAAGCUAUACCACUGGAUUCUUCCCUCCUUCUUUCAACUGCUGCAGGACCUGGCGUCACAGGGGCUGGAAUUUUCCAUCAUAUUUCGCACCUUUGGCACUGACCUGCCCCGUGUUUUGAUGGUCGUUAAGCGAGCCCUUGAGCAAGGAACCCAUCCACUCUUUCCUGACCUCCCAGCACUAAAGUUGAGUGUGAAUGCAACAGCAGGCCGGAUCAGGUGCAGCACUAAGGGUGCAGUUCUGACUCGAGGAGAGGAGCGUGUGUCCUCGCGGGAGGGGGAGCGGAGUCUGUAUCAGUACAUGAGCUCUUCACAGGGGCUGGGUGGCUUCCAGGACCACUUUGACUGGUGGGCACGGAACACAUACUCCAUUUUGGGAGGAAAACCACUGUGGAUUGAUCCUUUUGAUUCCACAGUCCAGCACAUCUUCAUCGAUGACAACAUCCGCCAAAAUGAUGAGGACACAAUUGUGCAUCCUAAGGUAUUUUUGGAUCCAGAAGGCUCACAGACACGUACAGCCUCCACUUCAGAACUGUAUGAUCUGUGUCUGAUACAGAAUGACCUUCUCAGAGCCAUUUCAGAUCCCACCUACUUCACUCAGCGCAUCCGCAUAUGCAUGGAGAACUAUGAGAGGAACCUUCAGCAGGGAUUAAGCUAAUCUGACUUUGUGUAUUUUUAUGUUUUAUUUAUACACCAGGAAAGAGGUGGAAAAAAGUUUGAAGAAUUAUGUUUGUGGUCAUUUGAUCACAUCCGCGAUCUUAAAAGAUCAACUUGAAUAUGCAGUCUCUUGCACUAAACCUCGAUUCAUCCUAUUAUGAGCAUAUUAUUAUAAGAGUUCUGUAUCACACUGGAUCUCCUGAAGAAGUUGGGUGUGUGUUCAUAACCACUUCAGAUUAUCAGCACCACUGACUGAAGCACUGAGGUUUAAACUCUUGCCUAUACAGAAGUUACACUGUAGGAACACUGUAAGCCAAAAAGACCUUAUGUUACAAUCUAGUGGCUAGAGAGGAGGUUAGGCAGGAGGAAGGAGAAUGUUUCCGUAAUAAAAAUAUCCAUUAUAAGGGUGAACAGUAUGGCAAAAAUAUCAUAUCAUGACACUUCAAUAUUUUCAUGUAAUAAUACAUAUCCUUAUAUUUAAUAAUAACAAUAUAUAUCAUAUUACAUGUCCUUAGAUUUUUCCAAGAUUUGACUAUUUGGAUUACCGUUGGAUUACAAUUACAGUUUUUUUAUUAUUAUUAUUCAACAUUUUCUAUGCUGCACUGUAUUACAUCCAAUUAUACAGGACCAGUUACUGUAUUGUUUGCACACCCUUUGUCAAUGUAUAUGUUUUGUUGAUGUUCUAGGUGAAAAUAAGUUAACAUAUCUUUUACAGUGAACAAUUUCUAGUGCACACUUUGUUUAUUUGCUGGGUUUAACUUUUGGAAAAAUAAAAUGUAAAAUGUGCCACAACUUUUGCCACAAUAAAAAAAAUCAGCAAAUAAACAGUGUGUUCUCUGUGGAGGAUAUGAUAAUUUAUUUUCACUUAGAAAAUCAACGAAACAUGGAAUGUAACUAGUGGGCACCCCAAACUUUUGCAUAUGACUGUAUGUUCUCGUGGACUUUUGACAUUGUCAGAAUCGAAGCUUGCCAUCUUCUAACAACAGUGUAAAACAUUACUUAGCUACUCCACUUGGAAACCUCAUCUAAAUCUUUUUGUAAUGAAACAUACAGUCUGUCUGUGUUCUUUAAGUACUGAAGAAACCCACAAUAGCUUGUCACGAUAACGAUAUGGUCGUAUUUCCCAGUUCUGAUCUGUUAUAACUGUGGAAGGGUGGAAUAUUGAGGGAAGAGACUUCUACAAGUAAUGCAAAGGAAGGAGUUAGUAAGUCUCUUCUGUUAUUUGGUUCAUGCCUGACAAAUUUUGAAAUAUUAUCCUUUAUCUUAAAUUCCGCUGUACAGUCACCUUCUAUUUAAGAUUUGUACCUGAAGUUUCCAAAACUGUUAAUAACUGAACCAUCAGUUGAGAUGAGCUUAACGUAAAGUAUCAAAGUAGAUUCUGUGUCAUGUGACAGUACAGUUCUACUACUGGCUUAUUUUACUGUGGCAUAGUCAAGAAAAAUGACUUUUAUAUGCAGUAACAGCUUCUGUAGUUUAGUUCAGAGAUGUUUCUCUUGACGUCAGUAUUCUCAGGGUUUGCGAUGUUUAACAUUGAGUAUUAAGAGGUUUUGUAGGACUAUUGAAUUAUAUUUUACAUCUUAGGAUCCUCUGUGGAUCAUCAUACUUGAAUUUUUAGACUGUUUUGCUUUGAAGGUAAGCUUACUUUAUAGGUUAUGGAAAAUGUUAUAUCUUUCCAGAAUGUACUUCUCAUUUAUGCGUGCAUCUUUUUGCCAAUUGUUAUUAAAAUGUAGAGGAUGGGAGAGGAAAGAGAGAGAUGUUUGUUUAUUUCCCCCAUUUGACUGACAGUAAGACUUGACGAGAAUUGCUGUCGGUUAAUGAAAGUUUUUGGUAAAGAAAUGACAACGCAGGUUGAAUUUCACAUUUGGCCCAAAGUUUUAUUAGUGUAUAAAAUAUAUUUUAUUAAUUAGGGCUGAAUGUCUGUUUAUCUUUAUAUUGAUAACAUUAUUUGGUGUUGUCUUACGUUUUUAGUUGGGAAGUUUAACCUAAAAACACAGAGUUUGAUACACUACAUUCAGUGUUUAAGUCUCAAAAAACUUAAAUGUGCUGUUCAUCUUUGGGUAAAAAUGCCUGGAGCCAAAUUUAUAGAGAAUAAUCACAUUAAUAUCACAAUAUUGGUCAGAAGAGUCGCAAUUAUAUAUUUUCUCCAAAUCAUUCAGUCCUAUUAUUAAUCUACAGUUUAACUGACUAUGUUGGCCAAGAGUGAAUGCACAAUGUUCAUUGUUUACAUACUUCAUCAUCCCCAUGUCUGUUUUCUCUUUUUUAUCAUUUAGGGGAGAAAAUGUAGCUUUAAAAAAAUGUUACAUUAUUAUUUUGAAAACACUCAACAACUGCUUCAUGUUAGUUCAUUGUUAUGUGACUAUCAUUACCAUUUAUUUAUUUUUUGAGCUUG
This is a messenger RNA of Colossoma macropomum (tambaqui), 3728 nucleotides long. RefSeq lists its product as uncharacterized. The transcript is spliced from 5 exons. Bases 219 to 1340 code for a protein of 373 amino acids. NCBI's taxonomy places the organism in Eukaryota, Metazoa, Chordata, Actinopteri, Characiformes, Serrasalmidae. The record is from RefSeq and is a predicted model, not a curated record.